UUGCCGCUGUUCAGAACUGUUCGACACCGAAGAGUCCAUCCGAGGUUCGCAGUUUUCUUGGUUUGGCUGGCUAUUAUCGCAUGUUUAUCGAGGGAUUUUUCAAGAUUGCCCUACCUUUAUACCAGCUUACGAGGAAAUCUGUGAAAUUCGAGUGGACUGAUCGAUGUGAAUCGAGCUUUCAGGAGCUCAAGAAGAGGCUUACCACAGCACCGGUGUUGACUAUUCCCAAUCCUUCUCGGAGUUUCACCAUUUUCAGUGAUGCUUCAAGACAGGGUUUGGGAUGCGUACUCAUGCAGGAGGGCCAGGUCGUUGCGUAUGCUUCACGCCAAUUAAAGCCCCAUGAACAGAAUUAUCCUACGCACGACUUGAAGCUAGCCGCAGUUGUUCAUGCCCUCAAGAUUUGGCGACAUAAUUUAUAUGGCGGUCGAUGCGAUAUUUUCACUGAUCACAAGAGCUUACAGUAUAUUUUCACUCAAAAUGAGCUCAACAUGCGUCAACAUCGUUGGUUAGAGCUCGACAAAGAUUAUGAUUGCACUAUCCAGUACCAUCCGGGGAAGGCGAAUGUCGUUGCUGAUGCCCUAAGCCGUAAGGUGAAGGGUGACUUGACUUAUGUUGUUACUCAGCAGAACCAUCUUAUCCAGGAGUUCGCUCGGAUGCAGAUUCAAGUUGUUGAUGCACUUCCUACAGCGAUGUCGGGGAGUGUCAGUUCUAUGCAGGUUCAGCCUACGUUGAGGGAAAGGAUCCGGCGGGAACAGGCUUCUGAUGAAUUUGUUCGUGCUAUUGAUGCCAAAGUCCGUGUCGGAGGCGUUGAGGGUUGCUACCGAGGCACUGAUGGAGCCUUGGAGUUUCGAGGCAGCAUU
Molecule: messenger RNA, 860 nt
Organism: Striga hermonthica
Lineage: Eukaryota; Viridiplantae; Streptophyta; Magnoliopsida; Lamiales; Orobanchaceae
Source: the annotation of a GenBank genome assembly